Tetrahymena thermophila SB210 is the source of this 2388-nucleotide messenger RNA. Its product is annotated as GCC2 and GCC3 family protein. The record is from RefSeq and is a predicted model, not a curated record. The transcript has a single exon. NCBI's taxonomy places the organism in Eukaryota, Ciliophora, Oligohymenophorea, Hymenostomatida, Tetrahymenidae. Gene Ontology annotation, molecular function: protein binding.
AUGAAAAAAGUAAACAUUUGCCUUGCUCUUUUUUCACUAUUCUAGGCCUCCUUUUAGUACUGCCACUACUCGACUAAACCUAGCUAAUUGUAAAACGGUAAUUGCUAAUGUAUCGGCGGAUUUUAUUCUAUCUCUACUAAAUGCCAAAUAUGCCCUAAUAAUGGAUCAACUGCUGAAGUUUCCUACUCAAUAUCAAAUUGCAAAUAUUGUAGCUCUACUAAAUACUAUAUGUCUUAAGCAGCAACAUCAUCUACAGGUUCAGUAUGCUUAUAGUGCCCUAAUAACUCCUAGGUUCAAUCUAACACUCCUUAGAAUCCUUAAGAUAUUAGUGAUUGCAUGUAUUGUUAACCUGGUUAUUAUCUUUAGACUCCAGCAGUACCACCUUAAAAUGGUAAUCCAGGUUAAGCUGCAGUCUGCGUUCCAUGUCCAAAUAAUACAAAAGGUAUGAAUGCUAGUUCAGUCUCCUAAUGUAAUUCAUGUAAUGAAGGUUUUUAUAUAUCUUAAUAAGCUACAGAUUCCCAACCUGCAAUUUGUUCACUUUGUCCUAAUAAUACUUCAAAUAACUAUAUACUUCCUUUUGAUAUUUAAUACAAUGUUAAUGAUUGCAGUACUUGUUUACCAGGAUAUUAUAAUUCUAAUACUUCGUUAGGAUAAUAAACCAUUUGUGAAAAAUGCCCUCCAAAUACAUUUACUUACGGUUCAGGUGCUACUUCAAUUAGUUCAUGUAGUUGUAUGAAUAACUACUAUAUGACAGUUGCACCAACAUCCUCUACUGCUCCAACUUGUUUACCAUGUCCUAAUGGUUCUGGAAACUAUUAAAUACCAUUUUUAGCUGGAGAUUAAUCUCAAUGCGACAUUUGCUAAGCAGGGUAUUACAUGAUCACACCCUACUAAGAUCCUGCUAAUGGAAAUCCUGGAACUGCUGCCUAAUGCCAACAAUGUCCAAAUAAUUCUACUUCUGACCCUGGAGUUUUAACUUCAGUUUCAAGCUGUAAUAAGUGCCAACUGAAUUUUUACAUGCAAGUAGCUCCCACAUCUACUACCUCUGCCAUUUGCUAACCGUGUCCUAAUAAUUCUGCCACUUUAAAUCCUGUAUCUUAGUAAGGAGAUGUAACUUAAUGUUCUAUUUGCGUAUCUGGUUAUUACAUGAAAUAAGCAACUUAAGCAGGAUAAACUGCAUCAUGCUAAAAAUGUCCUCCUGGAUCUAAUACAAUAUAAGGCAGUAACACUGCUUGCUAUUGCUAUGACUAGUACGCCACAUGGUCAUCAAAUACUAAUUCCUGCUAAUGUAAUCAAGGUUAUAUUGGCACCCCAGCAACCUCAAUUGGUGCUUAAGGAUGUACUCCAUGUCCUGCAGGUAAAUACUAUUAAUCAGGAAGUUGCGUUGAUUGCCAAGUUGGAUAUUACUCAAGCUCACCUGCAAGUCUUUCAUGUACCCAAUGUUCUGCUGGUCAUUAUGCUAAAGGAACAGGAAAUAUAGCUUGUGCUAGUUGUCCAAAUAAUACAACUCCUUUAGCAGAUUUUUCUGAUUGUUAGUGUCCAGACUCAAGUGCUGUCUUUAAAAACAAUAGUUGCGUCUGUCCUGACGGUUAUUAAGGUACUCCAUCAAGUUCAUCAAGCUAAAAGGGAUGCUCACCUUGCCCAAAAGGUCAAUAUUCAAACUCUUCUACCUCUGGAGCAUGUACUCCUUGCACUGCUGGAUAUUUUGCAGCCAGUACUGGAAGUUCUUAAUGUUAAUAAUGUGGUAAGGGUUAAUUCGCUUCUGGUACUGGAAAUACUUCAUGUCAAACUUGUGGCUCAGGUAAAAUAAAUACUCCAGAUUUUUCUGAUUGUUAAUGCAUUCCUAACUCUAAAUUAAAUGGAGAUAGCUGUGUUUGUAAUCCAGGUUAUAUUGGAGUACCAGCUACUUCAAAUAGUUGCACAGCUUGCCCUGCUGGAUAAUUUGCAGAUUUACCAUCUGGAAAGUGUUCUCCUUGUCCAGCGGGCACAUAUUCAAAUGGCUCAGCUAAUGUAAACUGCACAUAGUGUAGCUCAGGAUAAUAUGCAAAUGGUACUGGAAAUACAACCUGUAGCAAUUGUGGACCUGGAUCUACUAACACAGAUGAUUUUACUGGCUGUAAAUGUUAUGAUUCAAAUGCAUCGGCUUGGUCUGCAGAUAAAAAUUAAUGCUAAUGUGCUGCUAAUUUCUAUGGAGAUGCAAGUUAAGCCACGAGUGCUUCAAAAACUUAAUGUACUAACUGUCCAAACAAUACAACAUCAAAAGCAGGAGCAGCUAAAACUCAAAAAGAUUGUUAAAAUUCUUCUUCCUCUUAGAGCUCCUAAAAUGGAUCAUACACAUAUUCAUAAAUUAUAUAAAUAUCGAUAUUAGUUCUACUAUUGUUAAUAUGA